AUGAAAGCGGGCCGCGCUUUUGGCUGCCUCUUCUGGGCGUUGCUUUAUUGUGUGCUGUAUUUGGUCAGCGCCAGCGAGGAUGAGCUGCUUGACUUUGAUUUUGCCGAUGCCACCGAAACGGACGCCAGAGCCAACAUCGAGGACUGGCAGCUGGCCGAUGAGCAGCAGGCGGAGCAGGUGGAAAAAAAACUGGAGGACAAUAUGCUUGACUUUAGCGUGGACCUGGACGAACCGGAGCCGGAGAAGCAGCUGCCCCAGUUCGACUGGCGCGAAAGAGUGCUGCGCACAGCCCUCUCCAAGGCGCUGACGGAUCGUGUGCUGCGCCAGAAAUUUGCCGAAGUGAUGCCCAUUCUGCGCGUGUUGUCCUCGCAGCAGCGCCUGGCGCUCUCUGCCCUGAUCUCGGCACAAAUGAACGCCAAGCGCGGGCAGGAGCUUAAGCUGGAGCAGGUGCGCAUGAUGUUUGGUGACGACAGGAAACUGCUGCUGCCCGUCGUCUACGAUCUGGCCAAUCUGGUGAAGAGCUCGGCGCGCAAGUACAUCCGGUUGGGCAACGAGCUGGCUGCUGCGGCGCUGCGCCAAACGCCGCUGCAGAAGCGCAAGGAUGUGCUCACCCUCGAGGAGUCCGAGCAGGACGACAGCGUGGGCACUAUAGAUGUCGGCGCGAAGCCUGCGCAGGCGGCCAGUUCGCUGGAGGACUUCUUCGAUGAGAUGCAAGCGGAGGUGCUCGAUCCGCAGAUGAUCAAUGAGGCGCUACAGUCAGCCACGCCCACGGCUGCCCAGCACCAGUCCCAGUCCAUCGCGAAUCGGACGCGGCGCGUGCGUCGCACGGCCGACGAAUUUGUACACAAGCUGACGCGCUCCGUGCCCGUCUCGGUCAGCGAGCAGCAGCUGCUGGGCGGCGCCGCGGGACGCACCAUCAAGCUGAACACAACGAUCUUCCAGCAGCCGCCCAGUGCUGCAGCGGCCAGCACGGCCGCCACACCGGCGACCAGCACCACGCAGUCUUACGAGCAAAUCGAGGAUCUCGCCCUGGCCGGACUGAAUGGCACCGACGCCGACGAGCGUCUCUUGCAGCUGAAUAAUGACAGCGGCAACAGCAGCAGCAGCAGCGCUGAGGAGCCGCUGCCCAGUCCCGAGGAGCUCAUAGCGGGUCCGCGCUAUCGGCGACCCAGCCCCAAGCUGCCGGCGAUCAAGAGGAAGCGCGUCCAGAGCUCAGUUUAUAGCCGCGGCCGGCCGAAGGGCUCGGCCAGCUCGCACAGUCCGGUGCUGGCGCCGACGCACAAGAAAUGCGAACGCUUCACCAACAACAUGUGCAUACGCACCGACGACUAUCCGCUGUAAGAUCCACUUAGUUAGCUGGCUUUUGGUACCCUUUCCCGGGUUGUAGC
Drosophila novamexicana is the source of this 1388-nucleotide messenger RNA. RefSeq names its product neurotrophin 1-like. The record is from RefSeq and is a predicted model, not a curated record. The transcript is spliced from 2 exons. The coding region runs from base 1 to 1341 and encodes 446 amino acids. Lineage: Eukaryota; Metazoa; Arthropoda; Insecta; Diptera; Drosophilidae.